Rhinichthys klamathensis goyatoka is the source of this 3402-nucleotide messenger RNA. RefSeq names its product mitogen-activated protein kinase kinase kinase 3 (gene map3k3). Gene Ontology annotation, molecular function: ATP binding; protein kinase activity. The record is from RefSeq and is a predicted model, not a curated record. Gene Ontology annotation, biological process: protein phosphorylation. The transcript has 12 exons. NCBI's taxonomy places the organism in Eukaryota, Metazoa, Chordata, Actinopteri, Cypriniformes, Leuciscidae. Bases 19 to 1536 code for a protein of 505 amino acids.
CUGGACCGCAGCUCAAACAUGAAGAGCAUCAAGAUCAUGCUGCUGACACAGGAACAAAGCAAUGCCUCCUCUCCAUCUCAUCACACAGUCAGUAAGCAAGUUCGCAUCAAAACUUCUCAGUCCACUGGUGAUGUCAGCACUGCCUACCAGUCCUCGGAACCCAGAGGACGCCACCACUCCACCAGCUCUCAGAAUACAGGGCGAAGUUCUCCGCCCCUGGUUACGUUCCUGAGCGGCAACAGCGAAUCGCACGUCAGGGAUCCUUACACCAGCAUCAAUAGCGAGGGGGAGUUCAUACCUGAAACCAGUGACCAGUGUGUGCUGGAUCCUUGGAGCAGUGCAGAAGACUCAGUGUCCGGCAGCUGUCAGUCACUGGACAGCAACUCUGACAGCCCCUCACUCAGGAAACCUCGUACACACAGGGUUAAGAGUUACCCUGACAACCGACAGGACUGUGCUGACCGGGAAAACCAUGCGAAUGAUAAGAUUGUGGGUAAGGGAGGGACGUACCCUCGAAGGUAUCAUGUGUCCCUGCAUCAUAAAGACCACAGUGAAGGUCGACGGACGUUUCCGCGGAUCCGUCGUCCCCAUGGAAACUUGUUCACAUUGGUGCCAUCACGGCGAUCGCUGAACGGCAGUGAGGAGAGUUUGGGGAGCUGGCAGCUGGUGGAUACUCAGGCCAGACUCCGCCCACAGGACCGCCCAGUCCCUCAUAAGUCUCCUACAGCUCCAGUGACGUGGCGUAGGGGGAAGUUGCUGGGCCAGGGUGCUUUUGGAAGGGUUUAUCUGUGCUAUGAUGUGGACACAGGCAGAGAACUUGCAGCAAAACAGGUUCAUUUUGACCCUGCCAGUCCAGAGACCAGUAAGGAGGUGAGCGCUUUAGAGUGUGAGAUACAGCUGUUGAAGAACCUGCACCAUGAACGAAUCGUCCAGUACUAUGGUUGCCUUAGAGACCACAGUGAGAAGACCCUCACUAUUUUCAUGGAGUAUAUGCCUGGGGGUUCAGUCAAAGACCAGCUAAAGGCCUAUGGGGCCUUGACAGAGAAUGUGACGCGCAAGUAUACGAGACAGAUUCUGGAGGGCAUGUCCUACCUGCACAGCAACAUGAUCGUCCACAGGGACAUCAAAGGUGCCAACAUCCUGCGAGAUUCAGCCGGCAAUGUGAAGCUGGGAGAUUUUGGUGCCAGUAAACGGCUUCAGACCAUCUGCAUGUCCAGCACUGGGGUCCGUUCUGUUACCGGAACGCCGUACUGGAUGAGCCCAGAGGUCAUCAGCGGAGAGGGGUACGGCCGGAAGGCAGACGUUUGGAGUCUUGGCUGCACUGUGGUGGAGAUGUUGACAGAAAAGCCCCCUUGGGCUGAAUACGAGGCCAUGGCGGCCAUAUUUAAGAUCGCCACUCAGCCCACCAACCCCCAGCUGCCCUCCCACAUCUCCGAGCACACGCGGGACUUCCUACGCUGCAUCUUCGUGGAGGCCAAAUACCGGCCGAGUGCGGAGGAGCUGCUCAGACAUCCCUUCUCACAGAUCUUGUGCUGAGGAGGCCCACUGUCCAUCCAACUGCUUCAACUUGUUAGUUUCCCUGUUCAAAAACAUCCAAGAGUGUGAUAAACUCAGUUCCAAAGGCAAUCUAUGUUUCCAGAGCAUGUGACCUGCCAGCACCCAAUCAGCUGUUGCCUGGAUUAGGUCACAAAACUGGUUUAUUCUCUAUCAGUUUAAAAUGUGGUGUCUUUGUGACAGCAGGGGGCGCCACAGGACUUUCGUGCUGCAUACACUCUUUAGUUCAGGAAUAAACAGGUUGAUGGUGUAAGAGCAGAUGAAACAAACAUGAUACUGUCUGAGCUGUUUAUUACAGCUUUACUUAUUACAGAACUUAUUACAACAACUGCCAAAUGUGCCUUCUGACGCCAACAGGGUCUGAAUCUCCUUGAAUGAGGUUUUCAGACAUCAAGAAUGUCUCCUAGUAAUGAAUGUUUCAUACAGUCCACAGCAGAGUUGUGAAGCCAAUGCUUUACGUGCCAGUUUCCCGGGAUCUUGUUUUUGACUACAGGCACUUAGUGUUAGAGGAAGCGUAACAAUUGUGUCUCGGUUUGUUUCUGCCUUCGACAAAUGAGGGUCUUGCGCACGUCAGUCUCGGAUGCUUUGAAUUUGUGGUUAAUCUUAUAUUUUGAUUAAUCUUUAUAGAAUUGCACUUCCUUGAUUUGUCGUUUGUAAGUAGCAUUUAGUCUGUUACAGAAAGCAGCUUGCUCUCUUUUUUGACUUGAGGGUCAGGGCAUGAGGUUAAAGUGAAGAGGUUCUUUGGACGAACCGUAAUACGUAGUUUUGUACCACCGUAGUGCCUUAUGGUGUCCUGUAGAGAGCAGCAGUACAGUCUUUAAGAUGCAGCUAAUCUCACUAAUAGUCUUCCCAUAGUGAUAAGAUGUCAAAUUGGGAAUCUCGUAAGGCGUUUUAUCGGUUAUUUAGGGUGUGGUGAGAUAUUGAGAGCACAUUAAGAUGUAUAUUUUUCUCUUCAGCCCAGCCAAAGAAAACGUAUUAAGAAAGUGCCUUGAGUGUCGUAUGGCAGUAUAUCGGACUCAUUUGGAUCAGAUGCACUUUUAUUAAAUGAAUGUUGAAUUUACCAAAUUGUUCGUUUGUUACACAGAAUGUGAAGCCUUUUUCACUUUUAUUUAUAUCCCAUUGUUCAGCCAUUUUUAUAUACGAGUAUAUAUAUGUUUAUGUAUAAAUCUAUUUUUAUAUAGUGACUCUGUCUGAACCGAGUUGUGCUAAUAGUAACAGAAGAUGAGUUAGAAACAAGAAUUGUAAAAGCAGCUGGUUUUGCAGAGACUACAACAUGAUUUUACAUGUUUAUUUCUGGCUGGAAAUUGAGCUCUGGCGAUUUAUGCCGCACCUGAUCUGUGCAAGUCACAAGUCCUCUGUACUCUCACUUUUUUUAAGUGUUUAUUGUGUGUGUGUGUCUAUUUCUGUUUAUCCGUCUGCUUUUUCCCUGAGGAUUUUGGAAAAAAUCUCAUGCAGACAGGAUUUGAAUGCAGGUUGUAACAGGAAGUGACCAGUGCCUUGAAUCAUUCUCAGUAAUACAUGUACACACAGAAUUUCACAUUUGCUGCCACUUAGGAAUGACUUGCACAGAGAUGCAUUUACCUUUAUGUAUUCAGAGUUGCAGUGUUGGAAAGAAAACUAAGAGGUGUAAAAGAAAGAUUUUUUUAUGUUAAGAAUGGUUUAAAGGUUGAUGUACACUAACUUUCAAAGUGUGGAGUCAGUAAGAUUUUUGUAAAAUAAGUUAAUACUUUUUCUCAUCAAGGAUGCGUUAAAUUGAUCAAAAGUGACAGUAAAGACAUUUAUAAUGUUACAAAUGGUUUCUAUUUCAAAUAAAUGCUGAAAAAAAUGAUCAUGGUUUCCACAAAACAA